Messenger RNA from Fusarium sp. VM40, 834 nucleotides. Lineage: Eukaryota; Fungi; Ascomycota; Sordariomycetes; Hypocreales; Nectriaceae. The record is from the annotation of a GenBank genome assembly.
AUGGGCGGUACUGGGUCACUCCUUUGCAGGAACCCAGUUGCCCUACUGGCGGAAAGUUUAACGGCAAAGUCUGCACAGUCCAAUCAGUUCCGACAUGUCGAGCUGGCCAAUACUCCAAUGGAAGGUGCAUCAUCUCAGAGUCUCCUCGAUGCCGCCCUGGUGCCGUCUUCAAUGGCGAAAAAUGUGUCCUUGAGAAACGUGCAAGCUGCCCUCCAGGCUCGAUACUCAGCGGCAAGAGAUGCAUUUCCAGUACUCCUCCGUCCCCAGCGCCCAGAGUGUCCUAAAGGCUCAACACUUGUCGGCAAAUACUGCAAAUUCCCUGAUCUCCCUGUCUGCGAGCCCGGAACCAACCGCCACGAGAACGACUGCUCGUCUCCUGUUCCCCCAGAAUGCUCCACUGGAAGUUCCUUCAACGGCGUGAACUGUGUUUCCACCGACCGUCCUUCUUGCAAGCCCGGUUUCAUCUUCAACGGACCCACUUGUGUCUCUGAGAAGGAUGUCCCCAACUGCCUUCAGGGCAUGCAUUUUGACGGAACCAACUGUGUUUCCAAGACUCCACCUGUAUGCGAUUAUGGCAAGUCUUUCGAUGGCAAGGUUUGCGUUGACCAUACCGACACCAAAUGCGGGCCUGGUCUUGUAUUUGAUGGAACUAGCUGUGUAUCCAAAGAGCCUCCUCGCUGUGAGCCUGGAACAAGCUGGACCGGAAGCAAGUGUGCUUCAGAGAAGAACCCUAGUUGUGAUCCUGGAAUGACAUACAACGCUGAGACUGAGUCUUGUGAUUCUAAUACCGAGCCAAAGUGUCCUCCAGGCACCGAGCUCAGAGAUGACAUCUGA